Ictalurus furcatus (blue catfish) is the source of this 2066-nucleotide messenger RNA. Its product is annotated as zinc finger protein 501-like. The record is from RefSeq and is a predicted model, not a curated record. Bases 378 to 1853 code for a protein of 491 amino acids. The transcript is spliced from 2 exons. Gene Ontology annotation, molecular function: RNA polymerase II cis-regulatory region sequence-specific DNA binding; DNA-binding transcription factor activity. NCBI's taxonomy places the organism in Eukaryota, Metazoa, Chordata, Actinopteri, Siluriformes, Ictaluridae. Gene Ontology annotation, biological process: regulation of transcription by RNA polymerase II.
UUGAAGUCAGCGUUAAUUUGGUCUGUGUGUGGCCCAGCAGUGGUUCCGACCGACUAAUAUGAUCCAGUGGACCGGAACCUGCUUGCUAGAUGGGGCUAUAUUAGCAAAACCGCCUUCGGUUGUUGUGGUGAUUAGAAGCGCUAAUACAAUGCUCCAGUAGGUGUCGCUGUGAGCGUCUAGGUCGCGUUCCGCCACACAUUCACAGAAAUAGAAGAAGACGUGCGGCAGUUUUGCUGAUUGAUGAGCUGAGCACCCCGACUCUACUAAUCAUCUUUACAUUCAAAUAUUUCUGACAGGGUUUUACCUCCACAGUUCCAUCUGAUCCGUUGUGGGUGUAUUUGAGGAGGUUAACUGCGUUCUGCUCUAAAGAUCAAGAUAUGAGUGGUGUACGGUCUUCCCUUGCUGUCCUCUUUCCUACACAUCUUAAAUUUACCUCUGCAAGAACAUCCAGAGAUCCUUCUAGGAUGAAGUCAGAUGUGUGUGAGAAUCAGGAAUCCACCGAGAGCUCCAGUAGUCCCCAAAAAGCAUCUGGUACUUUUCACACCAACUCCUCUCAGGGCAAAAAGAAAAUUCACCCCUGCGCACUCUGUGGGAAGAGUUUCAGUCAAAAGAGUACUCUCAAACAACACCAGCGCAUUCACACAGGAGAGAAUCCCUAUCACUGCUCACUGUGUAGGAAGAAUUUUUCUAGCCAGAGUAGUCUCCAGCGACACCAGCAUAUUCACUCAGGAGAGAAGCCGUAUCACUGCUCACAGUGUGGGAAGAGUUUUAUUGAGAGUGGUGAUCUCAUAAAACACCGGCGUGUUCAUACCGGAGAGAAGCCAUAUCACUGCUCACGAUGUGGGAAGUGUUUUACACAAAAGAGUAACCUCCAGAAACAUCUGCGCAUUCACACAGGAGAUAAACCGUAUCGCUGUUCGGACUGUGGGAAGAGUUUUACUCAAGGAACUGACCUCAGAGUUCACCAACGGAUUCACACAGGGGAGAAGCCGUAUCACUGCUCACAGUGCGGUAACCGUUUUAUUAGCCAGAGUUGUCUCCUGCAACACCAACGCAUUCACACCGGAGAGAAGAAGUAUCAGUGCUCACACUGUGAGAAGAGGUUCAGCGAGAGACGUAAUCUCAUACAACACCUGCAAAUUCACAAAGGAGAGAAACCGUAUCAGUGUUCGCAUUGCGGGAUGAGUUUUAACAGACAGAAUAAUCUCCAGCAACACCUGCGCAUUCACACCGGAGAGAAGCCGUAUCGGUGUUUAGAGUGUGGGAAGAGUUUUAAUCGAGAGGACGCUCUGCAAGAGCACCAACACGUUCACACGGGACAGAAACCCUAUUACUGUUCAGCAUGUGGGAAGAGUUUUACUAGACAUAGUAGUUUCCAGCAACACCAGCGCAUUCACACGGGAGAGAAACCGUAUCACUGCUCACAGUGUGGGAAGAGUUUUCGUAACCAGAGUAAUCUCCUAAAACACCAGCGCAUUCACUCAGGAGAAAAGCCGUAUCUGUGCUCAGAGUGUGGGAAGAGUUUUAAUCGAGAGGACACUCUCCACGUACACCAGCGCAUUCACACAGGAGAGAAACCGUAUCACUGCUCGGACUGUGGGAAGAGUUUUCGUAACCAGAGUAAUCUCCUAAAACACCAGCGCGUUCACUCUGGAGAGAAGCCGUAUCACUGCUUGUUCUGUGGGAAGCGUUUCAGUCAAAAAAGUUAUCUGAAAAAUCACCAGUUUGUUCACACUGGAGAGAAAGUUUAUAAGUGUUCGCAAUGUGGGAAGAGUUUUAGUACGUACAGAAACUUUCAGCGACACGAGUGCGUUCACACAGCUGAGAAUGAGGACAUGCAGCAGUUCUCAUGAAAAACUGUGGGAAUGAACUAAUUUUAUUCUAAAUGCUUAGACAUAAAAUCGUGCAGAUACAGUCCAAGAGCUUCGGUUAAUGUUCACAUCAAACGUCAGAAUGGGGGAAAUGUUCUCUGUGACUUUGAAUACAUUAUAAAAUGCAUUGAAUAAAAUAAAUAUUAACUGACAAGACCCAACACUCUUCUAUCUAUCUUUUAACAAUAAUACCUC